Messenger RNA from Impatiens glandulifera, 3405 nucleotides. RefSeq names its product myosin-binding protein 2-like. Bases 180 to 3083 code for a protein of 967 amino acids. Gene Ontology annotation, molecular function: myosin binding. NCBI's taxonomy places the organism in Eukaryota, Viridiplantae, Streptophyta, Magnoliopsida, Ericales, Balsaminaceae. The record is from RefSeq and is a predicted model, not a curated record. The transcript has 3 exons.
UUUCCAGUCCUCUUUGGCUGUCUGUCUUUCUUUCUUUCUCUCUUUCUUUCCUAUUCAAAUCUCUCAAGAACUGGGUUUUGAAGAAAAUCUACUUCUUCUCUUCUCCAUUUCAAAGGGUACAAAACCCACUUCUUCAUUUCUCUUUCUGAAUAAAAUUGUGAACCAAAUCAUCAUCAACAAUGGCUGCCAACAAAUUUGCAACCAUGGUUCACAGAAACACAAAUAAUAUGACUUUGAUUCUUGUCUAUUCAUUACUUGAAUGGGUUUUGAUCCUUCUUUUGCUCAUCAACGCUCUCUUCUCCUAUCUGAUCGUCAGGUUCGCUGACUACUUCGGACUCAAGCCGCCUUGUCCCUUGUGUUCACGCAUCGAUCAUUUCUUAAACCCUAAAGAGGGGAAGAGUUUUUACAGAGAUCUUCUUUGUGAAGACCACGCUUCCGAGGUUUCUAAUUCAUCUUAUUGCUUGAAUCAUCGGAAACUGACGGAUUCGCUUACUCUGUGCGAGGAUUGUUCUUCUUCCGGCUUGCGGCAGGAGAAUUGUGAGGUGGGUUCUGAAUUAUGUUUAUGUUCUUGUUGUGGGUUAAGGUUUGAUUUUAAUAAGGGAGAAGUUAGAAUUGAAAAGGGAAAUGAUUCUGAGAUGGAUUUGGAAGAUUUCUUUAAAGGGAAGGAUAUUGAUGGAUCCUCUGGAUUUCAACAUCUGGAAUAUUUUCUUGGGAAUGAUGGGUUUAAUCUUAUUCCUAUUGAAUUGAUCGAUCCGACCACUGAUGAAGAACAACUUCAUGAGAUGAAACGAGAAGUUGAUUUGGUUUUUGAGCCUGGAUUGGUUGUGUACAACAGAAGCUGUAGUUUUGAUGGGAAAGAGACGGAUCCAUCUGCCUAUGAUGAAUCUACCAAGCUUGUGAUUGUCCAUAGCAUGAAGAUUCAAGAGGAUGAGAAUUCGAUUGUGUUCAAUUCUGAGAACUGUGUUCAUGAUAAACCGGAUGAUGUUGUUGAUGGUGAUGGAAAUCGAACAACCAUGGCUGCUGCUGCAACUUUUGAGGAGAAAGAGACGGAUCCAUCUGCCGACGAUGAAUCCACCAAGCUUGUGAUUCUAGAUAGGAUGGAGAUUCAAGAGAAUGAGAAUUUAAUUGACUUCAAUUCCGAAAACUAUGAUCAAGAUAAACUGGAUAUUGAUGUUGGCCAUCAAGAAGCCAUGACUGCAGCAACAGAAAAAGAAGAAGAAGAUGAACCCACCAAGCUCGUGGUUAUCGAUAGAAAUGAGAUUCAAGAGUAUGAUAAUUCAAUUGUGCUCAAUUCCGAAAACUAUGAUCAAGAUAAACUGGAUAUUGAUGUUGGCCAUCAAGCGGCCAUGGCAGCAGCAACUGUAAAAGAAGAAGAAGAUGAACCCACCAAUCUCGUGCUUCUCGGUAGAAUGGAUAUUCAAGAGAAUGAGAAUUCAACUGUGCUCAAUUCCGAAAACUAUGAUCAAGAUAAACUGGAUAUUGAUGUUGGGCAUCAAGCUGCCAUGGCAGCAGCAAAUGUAAAAGAAGAAGAAGAUGAACCCACCAAUCUUGUGCUUCUCGGUAGAAUUGAUAUUCAAGAGAAUGAGAAUUCAACUGUGCUCAAUUCCGAAAACUAUGAUCAAGAUAAACUGGAUAUUGAUAUUGAUGUUGAUGAUGAUGUUGGGCAUCAAGCUGCCAUGGCUGCAGCAACAGAAAAAGAAGAUGAACCCACCAAUCUCGUGCUUCUCCGUAGAAUUGAUAUUCAAGAGAAUGAGAAUUCAAUUGUAUUCAAUUCCGAAAACUAUGAUCAAGAUAAACUGGAUAUUGAUGUUGAUGUUUGCCAUCAAGCCGACAUGGCGGCAGCAGCAGAAGAAGAUGAGGAAGAUGAAGAAGAAGAAUUUCCUCACAUGGCAAUAAAUGAAACUGAAGCUGAUGUAUCAAUAGGGACUGAGAUUCCUGAUCUGGUUUCUUCUUCUUCAUCUUCGAAUUCCGACAACUUCCAUGGUGAAAAGGAUCAUGAUGAUCAUGACCAGUACGAGUUAGAGACAAUUGAACUGAAACCCAUUUCAGUUGGGUUAACAGAUCAACAUUUCUGUCCAAACUCAAUCGAAGAAGACAAUGAUCAAUGUAGAAAUAUAAUAUUCAAGACGAUGUCAUCUGAAAUUAACGAACCCAAUGAAGAGAAGGCUCCUGAAACACCAACUUCUUCCGACAGCUUCAAUUUCCUACAAAAGAAGCUUCUUUUAUCCACAACAGACGAAUCUUUAGACGGGAGCAGCAGCGUAGUAAGCGAAGCAGAGGGAAUCGACGGAAUGACAUCGGUGGAUCGUUUGAAAUCCGCUCUAAGAUCUGAAAGGAAAGCUCUAUAUGAUUUAUACACAGAGCUAGAAGAGGAAAGAAGUGCAUCAGCAGUGGCUGCUAACCAAACAAUGGCGAUGAUAAAUCGUCUUCAAGAAGAGAAAGCCGCAAUGCAAAUGGAGGCAUUGCAGUACCAGAGAAUGAUGGAAGAACAAUCCGAAUAUGAUCAAGAAGCUCUCCAGCUUAUGAGCGAGCUCGUGGUGAAAAGAGAACGAGAAAAACAAGAAGUCGAGAGAGAAUUGGAAGUUUAUCGGAAACGAGUCAUGGAAUACGAAUCGAAAAAGAAGAUGAGACAUUCAUCUUCUUCUUCUUCGCUCGAUCUUAAUCAGAACACCCCGGUUGAAGAAGUUUUUGAGGGAGACAGGGUUCAAAUAUUGGAACAUCUUAAGGUUCUUGAAGGAAAGCUUUUCUCUUUAGAUGAUGAUGAAGAAAACGGUUAUCAUCAUGAUCAUGAUCAAGAAGGAAGGCUAAUGGGUGUUAAAGGGAAGAAACUUCUACCUCUGUUUGACGCAAUUAGCGACGAAAAUGGAGAAUCGAAUGGGCACGAAAAUGGGUACGAGUAUUAUGAGAUUUCCGAGAGGGUUCAAGCAUUGGAAGCCGAUAGAGAAUUUCUAAAGAAUUGUAUUAGUUCAUUAAAGAAAGGAGAUGAAGGAAUGGAUCUUCUUCGAGAAAUCCUUCAACAUCUUCGAGAAAUUAGAACCGUUAAUCGAAGCUUAAAGAACAUUACCGACGGUCCGAUCCUGUGAUAAUAUGAGUGUUCAUUUGCAACAACAACAAAAAAAGAUUAUUGAAAAAAAGAGCAACUUUGAUGGGCAAACAAAGAGGCUCUACUAGAUGGGUAUAUAUAAAUACCCACAAUGUUAUUUGUAGUUUUAUUUUUUUGGGAGGAUAUUUUUUUAUUUGAUUUUAGGAAUGGGAAAAUAGAAGUAAAUAACUUGCUAUUUUUCCACCCCAACCAUUUGAGAGUUUGUUUGUUUGAUUUUUUUAAUUAUUGUUUUUGAUGUAAGAGAGGAAUUGGGUUAAUUAGGUGUAUAUUAUUGUUAAGUAAAUGAAGGUGAGUGUUUGUUU